AUGGAUUGUUAUGGCAGAGCCCUUACCGUAGAGCAAUUUCAACUCCUGCAAGAACAAUUUGGUUUCUUGCCAGAGCUUGGCGUGAUUAUUUCGAUGAAGGGAUCAUCGAUCUAUGAUUUCUCUCAAAGGAAAGUAGGGGUUCCUGUUCCUCUGUUCGAAGCGGGGUUACACCUGCCAAUGUAUGACUUCUUUGAUAUAAUUGUGCACCACUGCGACUUUUCUGUUGACGAAUUAACCCCAAGUGUCGUCAAUAAGAUCAUGGGCUUCGAACUGAUCUAUGGGUCCCCAGGUUGUAUACCCACUUGUUGGGUCUUCAGUUACUUCUUUUGUAUGUAUACGAACUUUGGUGUCCGCAUGUUGGCGAAAAGGCGAGGCAUUCAUCAGUUGAUCUCUGAGCAAGAUAAUCCGAAGAAAAAUUGGCAGAAACAAUGGCUCUGGAAAGAUUUCAUCCUUGCUGCAGCCGAUAUGAGUGCUGCCUGGAGGGUGUGUGGGAAUAUGGCGCAAUUAUUCGUCAUGAUAGAUGGUGCCAAAGCCGAUGUUUCCUUGGAGAUGGCCUUACAUGGCCAUUAUCAGGAGCUUGCUAGAUUGCUCCCGACAGAAGGGGGAAAUGUUGGUUCUAGCGGACCUGCCUCGUCUACUCAGUUGGGUGUUGGGACUACAAUCCCAAGCCAUUCUACGGCCUCUUCUUCUGCCGAUAUUCUUAUGGUUAAUCAAGUAGGAAAAAAGGCGAAACACAGUGUACGUGCCCAAGGUGGUAUUGGGUAUGUUCAUGGCGAUGUGUUUUCUGCUCCCGGGCGGAAAGAGAUAGUAGUGGUGCCCAUUUCUUCAAAUACAUCGCCUUAUCUGUUUAUUGACUCACUCACGGCUAAUCCUGGUGCCUGUUCUGUCCUUGGAGGUGCAUUGGGCAUGUUAGGAGGCUUUCCUCCAUCAGACAUAACUUAUAUGGUUGAAAAAUGGAGUUACUGUGCCCAUCCUCCGGCCACAAUCAAGUUUCUUGCGGCCCAAUCGGAGGCAUGCAUGGCCGGCAACCUUCGGUACGCAGCUGCUCAAACUUCUGCCCUUAUGGUUGCUGCCGCUGACCAGGGUGUUCUGGCGAGGGGGUUAGCCAGGUGCCAAUGUCAACUGGCCCAUGCUCGGGUUGAUGGUGUUGCUGCCCUUGGAAACUUGCAAUGGGUGUUGGAAAAUGGCAUGGUCCGAGUAAUCAAUAAGGUUAUCGCAAGUGAGGAGUUUUCUAGUGGGAUCCAAGGCUUACAGAAGGCGUGUGAGGCCCUUGGACUGGAAAAUGGGAAACAGUUGGCCUGUCGUCCGACAACUUCUAGUGAAUCUAACGCCCCAGACCUUGACCAUGUCUCUGGAAAGGUCGAAGCGGUGGAUGUUGCCCUUUCAUCCCUCUCUGAGACGGAUUUUGCAGGCCACUUUCGUCUGUAG
Molecule: messenger RNA, 1428 nt
Organism: Lactuca saligna
Lineage: Eukaryota; Viridiplantae; Streptophyta; Magnoliopsida; Asterales; Asteraceae
Source: the annotation of a GenBank genome assembly